ACAUAACAAAUUCCAUCACCAUUCGAUCAAUUACUUAUCGAGCUUCAUCAAUUAGCCGGUCGACAUCGAGCUUGCUAGCUAGCACUUCAUCGACCCAACCGAAUAAUUUGCUAGUAAUUAAUCAAGGCUUAAUCAAGCUUUUGACCGUGAUGUCGCCGCCGUGGUUGGCCUUUUGUACGGCGGUGCUGCUCGCCAUGGCCGCCUCUUCAACAGUGGCGGUGGUGGCGUACCCGCAGUCAGCGUCUCUGAAGGUUGGGUUCUAUAAGCACACCUGCCCGCAGGCGGAGGAUAUCGUGCGUGAUGCCGUCCGCCGCGCGCUCGCCCGCAACCCCGGCUUCGCCCCUGGCCUCAUCCGCAUGCACUUCCACGACUGCUUCGUCAGGGGUUGCGACGGCUCGUUGCUGAUCAACUCGACGCCGGGGAACAUGGCGGAGAAGGACUCGGUAGCGAACAACCCAAGCAUGCGCGGCUUUGAGGUCAUCGACGACGCCAAGGCCUCCCUAGAGGCCGCCUGCCCACGCACCGUCUCUUGCGCCGACGUGCUCACCUUUGCGGCUCGCGACAGUGCCUCCCUUGCCGGCGGCAUCAACUACAAGGUCCCAGCCGGCCGCCGCGACGGCCGCAUGUCCCUCUCGGAUGAGGUGCUCAACAACAACGUCCCUGGCCCCGGAGACGAUGUCGCUGAGCUGGUCGCCAGCUUCCGCCGUAAAGGCCUCUCCGCCGAUGACAUGGUGACGCUCUCCGGCGCGCACACCAUCGGCCGAUCCCACUGCUCCUCCUUCACACAGCGCAUCCACAACUUUACCGGCAAGGUAGGCACGAUCGACCCAUCCAUCGAACCGUACUACGCGGCGGACCUGAAGCGACAGUGCCCGAUCUCCACGGACAACAUUAACGACCCCACCAUCGUGCCGCUGGAUGUGGUCACGCCGAGGGAGUUCGACAACCAGUACUACAAGAACGUUCUGGCGCGCAAGGUGCCGCUCACAUCCGACCAGACGCUGCUCACCAAUCGCCGGACGGCGGCGAUCGUCAAGUCUCAUGCUGCCAAGGAGAGGGCAUGGAAGGCCAAGUUCGCCGCAGCCAUGGUCAAGAUGGGCAAGGUCCACGUGCUCACCGGCGAUGAAGGGGAGAUCAGGGAGAAGUGCUUUGUCAUCAACCACCACUAGUCGACCCUUUUAAAUUCAUUCAGAUGCAUGCUUAAUUUGGUGAUAUACGUGUGUGUAGUGUGUGUCCAUCGAUCCAAUCUCAUACUGGUACGUACUUCUAGUUGUUUGUGUAUGUAAUUUAACUUUCCAAAGUGAACUUUUAUUAAUAUUUGUUUAUGUAUGUCAAAAAGAGAAGUAUGAAAGAAAGAAUAAAAUUUAUGCCCCAUAAGAAA
This is a messenger RNA of Lolium perenne, 1381 nucleotides long. RefSeq names its product peroxidase 5. NCBI's taxonomy places the organism in Eukaryota, Viridiplantae, Streptophyta, Magnoliopsida, Poales, Poaceae. Gene Ontology annotation, biological process: hydrogen peroxide catabolic process; response to oxidative stress. Gene Ontology annotation, molecular function: peroxidase activity; heme binding. The record is from RefSeq and is a predicted model, not a curated record.